GAACGGCGCCACGUAGGCUCGGCUGGGUGGGGCCCGGCUCCGGAAGGGCUGACGGGGUCUGCGGGACCCAGGCCUUGUAACAGCGGUUCUACCCCUCACAACGCCGUCAUGGCAGCCGAGAAGGACCAGCAGGAGGAUGCCGGGGCGGAAGGGCUGAGUGCCACGACUCUGCUGCCGAAACUGAUCCCCUCCGGUGCGGGCCGAGAGUGGCUGGAGCGGCGACGCGCAACCAUCCGGCCCUGGAGCACCUUCGUGGACCAGCGGCGCUUCUCGCGGCCCCGCAACGUGGGCGAGCUUUGCCAGCGCCUCGUACGAAAUGUGGAGUACUACCAGAGCAACUAUGUGUUCGUGUUCCUGGGCCUCAUCUUGUACUGUGUGGUGACAUCUCCCAUGCUGCUGGUGGCCCUAGCUGUCUUCUUUGGAGCCUGUUACAUCCUCUAUCUGCGCACGUUGCAGUCCAAGUUUGUGCUCUUUGGCCGAGAGAUGACCCCCGCCCAUCAGUACGCUCUGGCCGGGGGCAUCUCCUUUCCCUUCUUCUGGCUGGCUGGCGCAGGCUCGGCUGUCUUCUGGGUCCUGGGAGCCACCCUCGUGGUCAUCGGCUCCCACGCUGCCUUCCACCAGAUCGAGGCUGUGGACGGUGAAGAGCUGCAGAUGGAGCCGGUGUGAGGUGUCCGCCAGCCUCCCGCGCCAGCUGCCCCGUCCCUGUCCAGCCCUGUUCCGCGCACAGCUCUGCUGCUCCAGCCAAAGGCCCCCUUCCCAUCACAACCCCUGGGAACCAGCUUUGGAAAUAAAGCCGUCGUAGUUGUCAUUUAGCACAUA
This is a messenger RNA of Artibeus jamaicensis (Jamaican fruit-eating bat), 819 nucleotides long. It is a transcript of the gene RABAC1, whose product is annotated as Rab acceptor 1. The record is from RefSeq and is a predicted model, not a curated record. The coding region runs from base 109 to 666 and encodes 185 amino acids. Gene Ontology annotation, cellular component: Golgi apparatus. The transcript is spliced from 5 exons. NCBI's taxonomy places the organism in Eukaryota, Metazoa, Chordata, Mammalia, Chiroptera, Phyllostomidae.